This is a messenger RNA of Salmo salar (Atlantic salmon), 6269 nucleotides long. RefSeq names its product F-box/LRR-repeat protein 20. Gene Ontology annotation, molecular function: protein binding. Gene Ontology annotation, cellular component: SCF ubiquitin ligase complex. Gene Ontology annotation, biological process: SCF-dependent proteasomal ubiquitin-dependent protein catabolic process. NCBI's taxonomy places the organism in Eukaryota, Metazoa, Chordata, Actinopteri, Salmoniformes, Salmonidae. The record is from RefSeq and is a predicted model, not a curated record.
AAUUCUAAAUAAUGGCAGAAUAUUGCCCUGAUGAAAAAUGCAUGUAGGCUAUACUUCGUCCAGGGUUAUUACUAAAUGUAAUUAUUUGUGUCCAUAAUAAAGAAGGCUAAUGCUAAAAGCAGUGUUCACAUAUAAAGGGGGGACGGUGGAGGGGAGGGCGAACUAGUGUGGAGAUAUAAGAGUUCGGGCUGUUGGCUGGGGCAGUUGUCGAGAGGUAGGCUAUUGUAAUUGUGUUACAAACCGAAAAAAACUAUGAAAUCCGCCGUCGCAGCUGCCGAAACAACGGUAGCAUGGUAGCUUUGGACUGGGGUUUGCAAGACGAGCGCCGAUAUCUACACGUUACUGCAAUUUUAACACCGAAUUACUUAUCCCCCUGAUCGAGUCGGGUAAACCACCGUCCGAGAUGGGGAAGGAGGUUAAUGGUGUUUCGCGGAGCCGGUUUGAGAUGUUCUCAAACAGCGAUGAGGCCGUCAUCAAUAAGAAGCUGCCCAAGGAGCUGUUGCUACGAAUCUUCUCCUUUCUGGAUGUGGUGACACUCUGUCGCUGUGCCCAGGUCUCACGGUCGUGGAAUGUGCUCGCCCUGGACGGCAGUAAUUGGCAGAGGAUUGACCUUUUCGACUUUCAGAGAGAUAUUGAGGGGCGAGUGGUGGAGAACAUCUCGAAACGAUGUGGGGGAUUCCUGAGGAAGUUGAGUCUGAGGGGCUGUCUGGGGGUGGGGGACAGCGCUCUGAGAACCUUCUCCCAGAACUGCAGGAAUAUUGAGCUGCUUAGUUUGAAUGGCUGCACCAAGAUUACUGAUAGCACAUGUAAUAGCCUCAGUAAGUUCUGUCCCAAGCUCAAACACUUGGACCUCGCCUCCUGUACCUCAAUCACCAACCUGUCACUCAAAGCACUCAGUGAGGGCUGUCCUCUGUUAGAGCAGCUUAACAUCUCGUGGUGUGACCAGGUGACUAAGGAUGGCAUCCAGGCCUUGGUACGAUGCUGUCCCGGACUCAAAGGCCUUUUCCUCAAGGGCUGCACACAGUUGGAGGAUGAAGCACUGAAGCACAUUGGUGCACACUGUCCAGAGCUGGUCACUCUCAACUUACAGACGUGUUCGCAGAUCACAGAUGAAGGUCUCAUUACUAUAUGCCGGGGCUGUCACCAUCUGCAGUCGCUGUGUGUCUCAGGUUGUGCCAACAUCACAGACGCCAUCCUCCACGCCUUGGGACUGAACUGCCCGCGCCUCAGAAUAUUAGAGGUGGCUCGCUGCUCUCAGCUCACAGAUGUGGGCUUCACUACACUAGCAAGGAAUUGUCAUGAGCUGGAAAAGAUGGACCUGGAAGAGUGUGUGCAGAUCACGGACGGCACACUUAUUCAGUUGUCCAUCCACUGCCCUCGUCUGCAAGUUCUGAGCCUGUCUCACUGUGAGCUGAUUACUGACGAUGGCAUCAGACAUCUGGGCAGCGGACCCUGUGCCCACGACCGGCUGGAGGUGAUCGAGCUGGACAACUGCCCCCUGAUCACGGACGCCUCGCUGGAGCACCUGAAGACCUGCCACAGCCUGGACCGCAUUGAGCUCUACGACUGCCAGCAGAUCACCCGCGCAGGCAUCAAGAGACUAAGGACCCAUCUACCUAACAUCAAAGUGCACGCGUAUUUCGCUCCCGUCACCCCACCCCCCUCAGUCGGGGGGAGUCGCCAGAGAUUCUGUCGCUGCUGUAUCCUGCUAUGAUGUGAAGACUGCGCCCCCACCCCCCUCAGCCCAACAUCUGCCCCUCCACCCAACCUGGCUCGGCCUGGUCCGAUCCGGCCUCAAGGUAUACAUGCUGGUGUGUCCCCCCGAUUGGCGUUGCAGAGAGAGGGAGAGAGCCCAACCACCACAGGGUCUGGGAAGAACCUUCCCAACGACAUUACCAAACCCACUCACAACAGCCUUUGUCAAACACACAAAUAAACACACACACACAUCACCACAGAUGAGCGUCAGUACAUUCCCUGCUGUCCCCAGGCCCAUGUUCUAAAGACCACCCAGCAUUACAGGGAGGAUUACAUAAUAGAACCACUGCUGUUUACAGAUUAGGCUCCUAAUACACUGUAUGGACUACAUGAAGCUAGGGCUCACUUAAUAAAAGGUUCCCUAUGAACUACAAUGACCUUUUACUGAAGGAUCAGGAAGAUGGGUUUGGAUAAGAAACUCACAUCCAAUGUGUGUUUGUGGGUGUUGGGAGGAUAACCAGAAACAUGGCUAGAGCUACUAUGAGGAUAUUGGUUUGGUAGAAAUGCCCUCAGAAUCUUUCAACGACUGUCAAGCUACCUCUAGACAUAACUGCACUUCAAUGUGAGUAGCUCUUUGUUAGCCUCUGGUUCCAGACUGCCCACUCCAAACCAAACUUUUUAUUUUCACUAAAGAUCCGUUUCCAUUGGCACUUUGAAGUCAACCCAGGUUGGGCUGGCCUUGGUGGCUAGCUGAAAUUGUUUCCACUGCCUCCAAAUAGAAUAAAUUAUGUCAUGUUGCUAGGUAGCCAAUAUGUGACUGCAGCUGGCUUCGCUAAUGUUGCUAACUGGCAAGAUGUUGAAGAAUUUCAAUUCACCCUCACAAUGCUGUAACUAACUUUAACCCACACUCCUGUCAGUGCUAGCCAUACUCAGAACCAUGUAUUUAGCUUGCUAACUAGCUAAACGGUUAGCGUCGCCAUUAGCUAGCUAGCUAAUCAAGCAAACCAGACGGCAGGUUUGAGUUUUUUAAAUGUAUUUAAUUAUAUUUUUUUAUACGACAGGUUUGAUAUGAUGUAGCUAGCUAGCUUUCAAUACGAACUGGCCAGCUAAAAGUCCUGCUAGCUACAGUAGCUUGUUUUAACUCUGAUAUGCUAGCUAACAAUGGUAGCUAGCAUUUUAGGGCUGACUGUUGUCAUAGAAGUUUAUUGUGUAAUGCAAAAAUGAAUGGAUCCAGCUGUGGUGGUAAUUCGUGUCAUGUCUGACUACUGCAGUACUGCUUGUCCAUGUGCUAGCUAGCAGCGCACACACCCAGAUGAGCUGCUAAACGUUGUCACCAUCCAGCGGUUAUUUUUAUUAUUAUUAUUUUAUUUUAUUUACUGCGUCACCAGCCUGAAUUCUAAACGCGCUGGCACCAGUUGUGAAACUGGGCUGUGCUGGUUCGAAUUUGAGCAUUCCAUUCGAACAAUCUCAAUUUUGGCCCUAAUUUUAAGUGCCAGUGGAAAAGGGGUUUAAUUUAACAGUCCUGGCGUCUUCUACAGCCAUUAAACAGCCCCCGCACACACACACAAACAUAUUGUAAAUACAGUGGGUAGUAGUUCUUCUCUAGACUCAAAGUAGCUACAGCUUAGUGCAGGCCUGCUAGGGGGUAUGCUGAGUUUAUCCAGCAAAAUGAUGACACUUUUUAAAGAGUCUCUAUGACUCACCUAAUAGUUUACUGCCAAAUGACUACACACACUUGCACAUACACAUGCGCACACACACACAGCUCAAUACCUUCCCCCUUCCCCUCUCUCUGUUACAGUCAGAAGCUUCAUUGUACAAAAAUAAAAAAGAGAAAAGCAAAUAUUUUUCUAAAAAGGACACCAAUUGAGACUUACACGUGGGGACUUGAGAAGAUGCCAAAUGUUGCAUGUAACAAUUCUAGUUUUUUUAAUCUAAAUGUAAUAUAUGUAAGUACUGUGGAAAUCCAGCGUUGCAGCCAGCUAAACCACACCACAGACCAUGGUGUGAAGGAGAGAUUUAUGUCAAUGGGUCUCGCACUAUGAACUAUGUUAAGCCAAACGCAUACUGUACACACACAGGUGUGUUUUUGUGAAUGUGUGUGAGAGAAUGUUCCGGGGCUAUGGAGAGUAGUUUGGACAGUGAACCAUCACUGGUUCUGGAGUUUGGAGACAUAAUAAACCAGGCCCCUGCAAGCUAGUCUUAACAACAACAAAAAUAUUGAAUAGAGACCCAAACACAUAAAAUAAAAAAGAUUGACGUCACUGUGAGUUUGAUGCCAGACAGACCAGAAGGACGGAAAGAAAAAGCCAACCGAAAACAAAGUAUCUGUAUUUUCAUUUUGUUGCUUUUAGUCUUUUUUUCCCCUCUUGGUGAUGAACAUUCUUGAUGAAUGCGAGCUGGCAAACCACACAUGUGUAGGAGGAGAUGCCCAGUGUUGCUAGCGGGCACCAGGAUCUGGUCAGUGACAGUAAUGCCCCUUCAACUCCCAUGAGGCCAUGCAGGGGAGAGGGUGACAGUGGAGUUGACCCUGCCACCAGCGCAACACCCUCCUGUUGCUGCUUGGGACCAGUGACGUGGGAAGAGAAGGGGCCGCUGGAAUUGGAUAGGUGCGAUCACUAAACAAGGAAGUCGUUUAGAAUCUUGACCUGGAGUGAGCUGAGUGCACAACACUGGCCUGCUGACAAAUGUGUCCCAAAACGCCACGACUACCACCUUACCAAAAGACUUUGACCCCUGUUCAUGAGUAUCAAAGCCUUUCAUCUGGAUCCUUCCUCCUCUCCCACACUUUAGCCUUCUCUGUUUUCUGUCUCUCCUCUUCUAUUCUCUGUUCUGUUUUUCUUUUUAUAGUUUAGUCUUUUUUUAGCCUUUUUCUGUUCAAGUUGGUGACUUCUACAUCUCGUUCUCACCCCUCCCCUCUCUUUUCUGUUUGGUGUGUUUUGGGGUGGGGCUGUUUUUUUGUUUUGCAUUCAGUCAUGAGUUCAGUGUUUUCCCCAGUGAAGUUUGAGCCCUCUUGCAGUCCCUGGUUUUUGGUCUUAUGCAGUUUGUGUUCUAUGACGAGUUCUUGUUACCUAAUGUCCAGAGUGUAGUUACCUAAUGUCCAGAGUGUAGUUACCUAAUGUCCAGAGUGUAGUUACCUAAUGUCCAGAGUGUAGUUACCUAAUGUCCAGAGUGUAGUUACCUAAUGUCCAGAGUGUAGUUACCUAAUGUCCAGAGUGUAGCCUUUGGGGUUGGAGACAGUGCAAUUUGUAAAAUAAGUUGAUGAGUCGGUGAGGAUGAACCGGUGUUGCUUGUAUGUAUAAUGGAUGUUAUACAACAUAUUGAAUGUGUUGCCAUGAAGGCGUUGUCUGGGAACGUGGGGGGUGGGUGGGUUUGGGGGUUAGGGCCUAGGUUGUGUGCUGAUGUAGCAGAAACAGAUUCCUCUCCUGAUGUGCUUUCCCUUUUACUUGUUAUGCCUUGAUUUGGGGAUCCCCUAACACCAUGAUGCAGCCCAGCCCACUGUAGAAACAAACAGAUUUGGUACGCCCAGUAGGAAUGUUAUAAUGUUCUCUAAAAAUACAUAUUUCCUUCUAAGAUUCAAACCAACUAACAGGCAAAACAUUAAAUGAUGAUUAUUUUCUGUUUUGUGAUUUCUCAGUUGGGGGUGGGAGGAGGAUAAUGCAAACGGCGAUUAAUCCAGUCUGAUCUGUUUUGUUUGAAUGCGGGUUUAUGGGGGAUUAGAGAACAUCCAGGAGCCCGGAUAUGCAGAGAUGCAUAAUGUACUCUGAUACUACUCACCCUCUGGCUGGAUGCAACUGUGCUCCCACUGCUCCGUACGGUCUGGAGUUACUGGAGGGGAAGUCAGGGUGAGGCCAGGAUCCAUAACACCUGUUUGCCCUCUUCACACAUAGUUGCUGAGUCACCGGCACCACUUGUACUCACUUAGUCAUACACAGACGCACUGAGACACACACACACACACGCGGUACGCACUGACCAUUUGCACUGCCAUGGUCCCCUCUGAAUCAGAACUCAGUUGAGAGCGAAGGUAUGCAGAGUAGACAUGCAUGCCUUCACAUACACACUAUUGACAGCACAGACAACAGGCAAAUUCAGCCUCAAGCGGUUCCGUUAGAAUUUAUUCAAUAUACAAACACACGAGAACAUGUCCAUACCGGGUUAUCUCAUAAACUACCCUGUAGAAUGUCAAGGCUAAACACAUGCAAAGCAAUUAUACCACUUCAUUCCUCUGAUUUUUUUUUUCUCCAGCAGUUAACAUGGAAGAUGACAGAUUACUGAAUUCUGGAUCAGUCCAUUUUCAUGUCCACUCAUUCCCUACGACUAGACUGUGUGUUGGAGGGGGUGGGGGAGGGGGUUGGGAAGGACGGCUGACUGGCUGCGUGAACAAGAUGGUGGAUCUAAAGUGUGUUCUUGGUAGUUUGACACCUGGGGAUUACUUUACUUUUUUUUUUACUUUACACAAUGACUGUAGUUCAUAUAAAUUAAUGUAAAUCUUUUUCUUUUUUUUCUUUUUUUACAAUUAACUGAUUAUAAAUGAAUAUGUAUGAAUAAAUAUAUAACUAUAUUAUUAA